Ctenocephalides felis (cat flea) is the source of this 2115-nucleotide messenger RNA. RefSeq names its product dynein regulatory complex protein 1. The transcript is spliced from 11 exons. The record is from RefSeq and is a predicted model, not a curated record. The coding region runs from base 1 to 2115 and encodes 704 amino acids. Gene Ontology annotation, biological process: regulation of cilium movement; axonemal dynein complex assembly; cilium-dependent cell motility. Gene Ontology annotation, cellular component: axonemal dynein complex; axoneme. NCBI's taxonomy places the organism in Eukaryota, Metazoa, Arthropoda, Insecta, Siphonaptera, Pulicidae.
AUGCGUAGGGCUUACAGGGAACAAUUGGAUUUGAUUGAGAAUGCUAUUCAAACUGAAAGAAUAGCCCUGAGGGAGACUCAGGCAAAGGAAUGGGACUCCUUGUACAAAGAGAGGAAUAAGGACGAAUUGAAUUGUCUGGACGAAAAGUUUGAUCAGAUCCAUCAAUUUGAGAAAGACAUGAAACAAGUUAUUCUCGACCACCAAGAACAAUACAGAGCUACAAAGAUACAACUGGAAAAUGACAUCAAAUUGCUGCAAGAAGAAUUUGAAAUGACAAAAGUUACUUGCUUAAUGAAUUCUGAAAAACUGGAUUAUAAUUAUCAGGUGUUGAAAAAACGUGAAGACGAGAACAAAAUUGUGAGAUCUCAACAGAAACGAAGACUCAAUAAACUUCAAGAUGUCAUCAACGCCAUAAAGGCUAAAUAUCAAGCAGCCAAAAAAGUAUCCGAGCAAGAAAUUAAAAAAAUUACAGAUGAAGUGAUUCAUUUGCAUGAUAAUAUUGUUGAUAUUGAAACAAAAGCUGAUAUAUUUCUGAGAAAUAAUGAGAAGACUUACCAACAGUUGUGGUCCAUGAAUCGUGCCCAAACAAUAGAACUUCUAGACCAGAUCCUCCAAAUUGACAAGACUUUAUACGAGCAGCAAUUAGGUCUCGAGUGGAGCCCACCUGAGAAGAGUGUUUUGUACAAAAAGGACCUGCCUUCAUAUGUGGAUGCGCUUAAAAAAGUCUCAAAACAUGAUGAAAGUAAACACGGAGCUGAGGGUGCUAGUAAAAAGGAUUCUACGAAUAGUAUCAACCAAUCAGGUAGACAAAAUGCCAAAAUAGAAUUUUAUACAAACGCUGAUGAAGCUAUGUUGCAAUUGCUUUUGGAAAGUGAAGAAGCCUUAGAGACAUUUCAGCGAGAAGAACCUGAUGAAAUGAACUUUACAUGUAAAAACUGCAACGAGACUUUUGAUACUUCUACUGAAUUAACAACACAUUUAGAGACGCAUGCGGACGAAUCAUAUGAGUGUGAUUACUGCGGCCGGGAACUUGAAAAUAUGAAAGAUUUAAGAACACAUCUCAUCAUGAUGCAUGACAACCUCCCAUGCUCGAUAUGUAUCAAAGACUCUGCAGCCGAGCAGGUGCAAAUGGUGAGACUUCUGAGGCACAUACUACAAAAAAUUGCAGAUAAUACAGGAUUUUUAAUUGAGAAAAGAUUAGUAGACAUUUUGAAACCAUAUGCUAAACAGGAUACCACACUCAUUGCUUUGGACAAUGUUUUUAAUGCUUUGAGUAUAAACAGCGAAGAAGACAUUUUAUCACUUCGAGAGUUUUUUAUGCCAUAUGUCCAUUGUCCAAUUUGUUCACAAAUCGUGGAACAAAAAGCCACUGAGGAGCAGGAAAAGGAAAAAGAGGUGCAAACUCAAGAUUUAACUAAUGUACCAAAACAAUCACAAUUAGAAGAGUCAGUGCCUGAUGAGAGUGUAGACCUAAAACGUACACCAACUUUAAGUCAUGAUUACUUGAGUUUGGAAUUGGAAAGCACCAGCAGUGAAUCAACAGAAGAUGAUCAAAAUUAUCAACAUGAGGUUUGUGAAAUAGUAGAAAAAGUUGGGACAUUCACUGGAGAAGUCCAGAAAGCCCAUGCUACUAUUUUAACACCUGCAGUAUCUGUUUGCGACUCCUCUAAAUAUUCUGAAGACUCUGAUGGUAUCAGCAAAAUGCACAUGUACAGAUGCACAAAUCCUGCACACCCUCUCGAGGUUGAAUCCAUUUAUGCUGUGAGAGCUUUAAGAGAUUUUGCUACUAAGUAUUUUAAUAGCAAAGUUGGAGAUAUUGUUACAAUGAGUGAGAGGUUGGCUAGAGAUAGAGUCACCAUGUCGAGGUUGAUGUCAGAGGAAGAUGUUACUAUGUACUGGAAACGUUUUCGUGAGGUCUUUGGACCUCAGAAGGAAAAGUUGUGGGAUUCUUUGCUUAUUGGGUUGAAGAAAUAUCAUGCUAUAUUAAAAGAUCGUUCAAUUUUGGACUCUGAAGUAUCACAAUUGAAGAAACAAAAUGCUGAGCUUAAGCGAUUAUUAGGACAUUAUCUUCCUACGAAACAGAAAAGUAUUUUUCCACCAAUUAUGAAGUCGUAA